AUUGCAAUGGCAGCAGGUGCAGGCAUACAGGAGUACAUAAAAAGCACCUAUAUAAGCAAUAGGUAGAAUUGUAAACAGGCUCACAAUUACUUGCUGUCCAGCUCCGUCACCCGCUGCAUGGAGCAAGUGGUCUCCGCCUUACACGCGCUGUAUGCUCCAUCAGAUCCAGAUACAAGAAAGCAAGCCGAUGAUUGGCUAACCAGCUUUCAGCACACGCCUGCGGCAUGGCAAGUGUCAGAUGCACUUCUAAGCCAAGCAGAUUCGCCCCUGCAGUUUCUUUUUUUUGCAGCUCAAACAAUUCGCACUAAAGUGCAGUUUGAGUUCGACGAAUUGUCUGCUGACGAUUGCAUGAACCUCCGGGAUUCCCUGCUGCAUCACAUUGAUAGGUUUGGAGCGCCAGAGCAUCAGCCGAUCCAUAUGAUGUUGGCCAUUGGAUUGGCAGACCUGGCUAUUCAGAUGGACCACAUGUGGCCCAACGCUAUCGAAACUGCAUUCCAGCGCUUUGGGCAGAAUCCUGACACCUUCCCAACAUUCUUGGAGAUUAUUCGGAUGUUGCCGGAGGAGAACCAGAACCUCAAGCUAGUGACGGACAGCUUUAAGCGUGAAUCUUGCAGCCAAAGGCUCCAAAAUGCAACGCCUGAAGUUCUUCAAUUUCUUCUCAACCUUCCUGAUCUUCCGUCCCCAAGAGCGCAGACGAGAAGGAAAGCCUUGGAGUGCUUCCUUAGCUGGAUCAAGUUCACCAAUGUCCCGGCAUCACAUAUUGCUCAGAAUCCAUUGAUUCCGCAGUGUUUCGAGCAUGUGGCCCACUGGGAUGAUCUUAGUGAAACUGCCACAGACACCAUCGUCGAGGUGCUGCGGACGUGCUCCAUGGACAUUUGCGCAUAUCAGCCAGUGAUCCAAGUGGUCUUAAGCCACUUGGGACUUCUGAGGUCCAAGUUCGAAAUGCAGCUGAGUCAAAACACGAAUGCCGAGGACCUUGACAGCUUGCGACAGCUGUGCCGGAUCUUCGUGGAAGUUGGCGAGUGCCUGGUGCCACUGGUAUUGACACAGAGCACCGACACAGAGGUCGCCAGCAUACUGCAAGUCAUCCUGAAGUGCACAGAUUUGCCUUCGAGGGAGAUUAGCUCAAUACCUUUGGAGUUUUGGCACAGGCUUGCAGAUGAAGUUUGCAGGCAUCCCGAGACUGAUGUAAAGAUCGAUCAAUUUCAGGGCGUGUACAUCGAGUUGCUCAGUGCUAGCAUCCAUCAAUGCGCGAUGAGUGCUGCUCAGGAUCCCUUCAUGGCAGACGAUGAAGUCUUGGCCUACAGGCAACGGAUGCUGGGCCUGGUGGAGGACAUCGGUCUACCUACUUCUAAAAGCAAUGACCCAUGGCCUUCAACCUACUAG
Messenger RNA from Durusdinium trenchii, 1386 nucleotides. The record is from the annotation of a GenBank genome assembly. NCBI's taxonomy places the organism in Eukaryota, Dinophyceae, Suessiales, Symbiodiniaceae.